Molecule: messenger RNA, 1007 nt
Organism: Culicoides brevitarsis
Lineage: Eukaryota; Metazoa; Arthropoda; Insecta; Diptera; Ceratopogonidae
Product: protein D3-like
Exons: 4
Coding region: 227-844 (205 amino acids)
Source: RefSeq, a predicted model, not a curated record
CUUGCAUCUCCCCUCGUAGUCGAACACUUUGGAGAGGAAAAAAAACUUUUUUAUAAAUAAAACGAAAACCAGUUCACGACCAGUCUCAUUUGUAAAUUUUGUGAGAAAGGUAGCAACUGCCUUUACUUGCAAAAAUUUAUCAGUUUCAGUCUUCCUCUUCUGUUGUGUUCCACAAAAAAAAAAUCAUUUUUUUUUUUUCGAAAACAAAAAAAAACCUUUUGAAGAAAUGAGGCCAUCACCGAUAUUUUUGGUGGCUGCGAUUAGUUAUAUCACUGUUAUUGGUGCGUGCACGGCAGCUGAGGAAUUCACAAAAAAUCAAAUAGUACCCGAUGAUGUAAUUGACAAAGUGCCUUUAAACAAAUUAGAGGUCACGUAUCCAGAUGGCGUUUCGGUAAAUUUGGGAAAUGUCUUGACGCCGACGGAAGUUAAGGAUGAGCCAACGUUGCAAUUUAAUGCGGACCCGAAUGGAUAUUAUACGUUGAUUAUGACGGAUCCGGAUGCGCCGAGCAGGAAAAAUCCCAAAUUUAGAGAAUGGCACCACUGGCUCGUCGGCAACAUUCCCGGCAACAAAGUCGAAGAAGGAGAUGUUCUUGCUCAAUAUAUCGGCGCUGGACCUCCCAAAGGCACCGGAUUACAUCGUUACGUCUUCCUCAUUUUCAAGCAGAAGGGAAAGAUCGACUUUGAUGAGACUCACUUAACAAACAGUAACGGUGACGGUCGUGGUCGCUUCAACACAAAAGCCUUCGUCGCGAAAUACAAUCUCGAUGGCCCGAGUCACGGCAACUUUUUCCAAGCGGAAUACGAUGAUUAUGUGCCCAUCCUCUAUCAGAAAUUAGGUGUCUGAAUCUUCACACAAAAGCGUGCAUAAUUUUUUUUUAUUAACAAAGUCAAUUGUGUUGUGAGACGCAUUCGUUUCAUUAAAAAUUCAGCAAAAAAAUUUCGUCUCGUCUUUCUUUUCGCGAGAUCAUCGACAUACUUUUGAUGAAGCUCAAAAAGAAAUAAAUAAA